AUGUAUAUCCAAGAUAGUGAGAACGAAAAUAACAAAAAAUUUUUAAAAACAACCAUUAAAAAAAAUAGAAACAAAAAUAUUGAAUUCGAAGUAAAAAAAAAUGAUUACAUAUGCAUUGAAAUCCCAGGUAAAAUAAGAAAAGGAAGUAAAGGCUUAUCAGCUGUGGAAAGUUUAGGAGGAUUAAAAAAAAUAACUGAUGUCUUUAGAUUUCAUAAAAAUAAUUGCAAAUAUGAUGAAAAUUUAAUUUUGCGAAUUAAUAACAAUGAUAUGUUUUCCUCCUUUAUAUCAGCAAAUUGGACAAAUGUUAAUAAUAUUUUAAUAAAAAUUAAAAAAACUAGAAAAAAUAAAUAUAAGUUUGAGUGUCUUGGUUUUGUUAAGUAUUUGUAUUAUUUUGAUAAUAUGAGUGACUUCUAUUAUAUUCCAUCAUUUUAUAAUAGAUAUGAUUAUAAUACAAAUUAUAUACAUUAUUUGACAAAAGGUAAAAAAAAAAAACAGAGGCAAAAAAGCUAUAAUGAUCAUUUUGAAGAUAAUUCCAUUAAAACGCACGAAUCAAAUAUUUAUAACAUGAAUUAUUAUAAAAAUGACUCAUUUUUUUGUUUCAAAAACAAUCAAAUAUAUAAAAGUGUAUCUCAAACUAAUAAGAUUACAGAAGAUAAAAAUGUUACCAAUGAUAUACCUUUUAAUUAUGAUAUCAAUAGUAAAAUAUCAAAUAAUAUUAAUGAAAUUAUUUUAAAUAAUUCUGAAAUUAAUCCUUAUAUACAAAAUAAUCCUUCAACAUAUAGCAAUAAUGAUUUGCAAAAUAAAACAUUUAUCCAUGGCAACUUGGGAAUAGCAACUAGCAAUUUUAUACAUAAUAAAAAUAACUCGAAUUUUUUCUCAGAUAAUAGAACGAAUAGUUUAAAUGAUAAACUUAUAAAUAAUUACAAUACUGAUGUAUGUAUUAAUAUAGAAAAUAAAGAUUUAGAUAAUCAAUUUAAUCGUGUUUCCUUUAAUGAUCAAAUAGAUCAAAUUGAGGAUAUAAAUCAAAAUAAACAGAAAAAAUCCUUGAAUGAUAUGAAUUUAGAAGAUAAAAAUUAUGGAUUAUUUAAUUUAGAUAAAAUAAAAGAGAAUGAAAAAGACGAAAAUAGCGAAAUUAUAAAAAAUAAAGAAAUAGAUGAUCAAACACACCUUCAUAUGGAUAAAUGGAACGGAACAAAUAAAUAUAAAAAUAAUAGUGAAUAUAUUUCCUCGAUAAAUAAAGAAUAUAUAAAUGAGACAUUGAAUAUGCAUAAUCACCAAAACAGUAAUAAUGAUCUUGUUGUGAAUGAAAAUAAGAUGGGCAAUAGCAUUGGUUUUGAUAAUACUAAGCAUCACCAUAUGCAUCCAUUUGAUAGCCAUUUUAAUUAUUAUUUAUCUGAUAUGGAAGAAAAUGAAUUAUUUAAUAAAAUAAUAAAUUCAAAAGUAUGCUCUGAGAUGCUUGAUGAAAAAAAAGAAAUUAACUUUUCUUCAGAUGAAAGCGAAGCCUAUGAAUUACAUUGUUGUAUACAUAGCAAAAGUGUAACUCCAUAUGAUUAUAAAAAUUACGAGUCUAUCAUUACAAAUAAAUAUAUAAGAGAUUUUAAAUAUAUAAUAAGCAAAUUUACAGCAUCAAUUGAUUCAAAAGCGGAGGUAAAAAAAGGAGAAAUGGAAAAUUUUAUUAAAGAAUUAAUAAUAAAUAAUAAUGAAAAAAAAUGCACAAGUGCAUUUACGGAAACAAUGGAACAAGUAAGUAAUAAUAAAAAAAAUAAACAAGUGAAUGAUGAUAAAAAAAAUGUAAUAAGCAAUAGUUUAUAUAAUGAUAUAGAUGAAACUAAUAAGAAUAUGCAAAAUAAGGAAACAUGUGGUACUCAUGAAGAGAACACUUUUCUCCAAAAAAAUAAAAUGAAUGAUAGUAAUUCUACUAUUAAUGAUCCAUUUAAUGAAUUUAAAAAUAUAUCCAAUUCUGAUAAGCAUACUUGUUCUAAUAAUAGUGAUUCUUUAAAUAAAUAUAGCAAUAAAAUUAUAGUAAGCAAAAAAACAGUUCAUUGCAAUCCUAUAGCAAAAUAUGAUGAUCUUACAUUACCUGUCAUUCCUUUUGAUUCAGCAAUAAAAAAGUAUGUUUCAGAUACACUAUAUAGCAAAGUAAAAUUGCUUUUUGAUAUAAGACCUAUAUGGUCAAAAGAUGUUUUAUUAGAACACCUUGAAAAUAUAAGUACAUAUUGCCUAAAAAGUUGCUUUUCAAAAAUUUGUUUUUACUUUGUUGAUGGACCGUGGAGACGCACAUACUGUAAAUAUGGUUAUGAUCCACGUAAGGAUCCCUCAAGUUAUAUUUAUCAAACAAUAGAUUUUAGAGAUAAUUUUUAUAGAAACAUUAAAACAAAAAAUUUAGAAGAUAUAAAUAGAAAUGUCAUAAAAAAGAAAUCUUCUUUAGAUAGUAUUGUAACUAAUUUAAUUAAAAAAAUAAAUAACAAGCAUAAUAUGAUUACUUAUGAUAAUAGUGAUCAUAUGAAGAAUAAUAGUUUUAGUAAAAUACAAGAUGAAAUAAAAAAUCAAGAUAACUGUAAAAGAGAUUGUCAUAUGUAUUCUGAAAUACCCUCUGAAAGUAUCCGAAAUGAUAAUAAUGCGAAAAGUUGUAAUAACUUUCAUAUUAGUAUGAUAAAUACUAUUUCUAAUGACUUAAAUAUUGACAAAGAUAAAUUAGCACAACAAUUAAAUAACUGUGAUUUAAAAGAUGAAAUUUUUUUUCAUGAUGAUGAAGAAAUUAAUGAUAUACUCCAAUUUUUAAAAAGAUCAAAGACUUUUCACCUCAGGCAACAUUUUUCUGCUGAAGUACAUUUUUCCGUAACACCAUUGAAAAUAUCAACAAUUUUUCAAUUUAUAGAUAUUUUUGAUAACAAUGUUUUAAAUUAUUUAUUAAAUGUCAAAACCCAAGAAACAUGCUCAAAGGAUUAUGGAUGGCUCAAUAGUAAAGAUCUUGCAAAAAUUCGAGAUAUUUUAUUUGUUAGAUCUGUUACUUUAAGGCAUGCUCAUUCUAAAUGA
This is a messenger RNA of Plasmodium relictum, 3036 nucleotides long. Its product is annotated as general transcription factor 3C polypeptide 5, putative. The coding region runs from base 1 to 3036 and encodes 1011 amino acids. Gene Ontology annotation, biological process: transcription initiation at RNA polymerase III promoter. Lineage: Eukaryota; Apicomplexa; Aconoidasida; Haemosporida; Plasmodiidae. The transcript has a single exon. The record is from RefSeq and is a predicted model, not a curated record. Gene Ontology annotation, cellular component: transcription factor TFIIIC complex.